AUGUCUUCUGAUCUUACCACGUUCAAGGCCCUAUCAUUUGACUGCUAUGGGACUUUGAUAGACCAAGAGUCUGGCAUGAUUCGUGGCUUACAGCCUAUCAUCAGUCGUCUUCCUUUUGAAAGCGAUUACAAAAAGAAUCCUGUUUUGUUGAUCCAGCGCUUUCAUGAGCUUACCCAAGUCCUUGAAGAGGGGGAGCCUACCCUAAGCUACGGCAGUAUCGUCUCGCGCUCGUUCAAAAGUCUCACAGACGAACUUAGCAUUUCUGUACCCGAAGAAGAAAUGAAUCAUCUUGAGUCCCUACCCGGGACUUGGCUACCUUUCCCCGACACAAUUCCAGGCUUGCAAAUUUUAAAGAAACACUACAAACUCAUCAUCCUCACUAACAUGGAUAACCUCAACGCCUCUUCAACUCUAAAGCACCUCCAGCCCGCUGAAUUCGACAAGGUCUACACUGCCGAAGACAUCGGUAGUUAUAAACCCGCUAAGGCAAACUUCGACUACUUAUUUGAUCAUCUCAGAAGCGAUCUGAGCGUCGACAAGGAUUGCGGGGAAUUACUUCACGUAGCGAGAAGUUUGACUGCAGAUCACGUUCCGGCCAAACGGUUCGGACUCAGAAGUGUUUGGAUCUCCCGCGGCGGUGAAAAGAAAGAGGGAACAGGUGUCGGAGGUGAUUACGAGAGGUUGAAAGAAAAUGUGGCGUUUGAAUGGAGAUUUGAUAGCAUUGGGAAGUUUGCGGAGGAAGUCGAGAGACAAUUCGCUGAGAAGACCGCGUAG
This is a messenger RNA of Fusarium tjaetaba, 774 nucleotides long. Its product is annotated as haloacid dehalogenase type II. The transcript has a single exon. Lineage: Eukaryota; Fungi; Ascomycota; Sordariomycetes; Hypocreales; Nectriaceae. The record is from RefSeq and is a predicted model, not a curated record. Bases 1 to 774 code for a protein of 257 amino acids.